CCGUCCGAUCUAGGCCGUGCGUGCCUAACUCAAAAUCAAGCCACCCGAAUUAUUCGUUUACCCUACUCAAGAAACGUAGAAAACUAUCAAUUAAUAAGAGACCAAGACGUCACCUGCAAUUUCCUGUCGAUUUCAGAAAUCUUUCUUUCCGGUUCGUAAUCCCCAAGUUGUUUCACUCGUUGAUAGCAUCCUCUUGAUCACAAUGGCCAAAAGCUCCUUCAAACUAGAGCAUCCUCUGGAGAGGCGACAAGCUGAAGCUGCUCGUAUCAGAGAAAAAUAUCCUGACAGAAUUCCGGUUAUUGUUGAAAAGGCUGAAAGAACUGACAUACCUGACAUUGACAAGAAAAAGUAUCUGGUACCUGCUGAUCUGACUGUAGGACAGUUUGUUUACGUGGUCAGAAAGCGUAUUAAGCUCAGUGCUGAAAAGGCCAUUUUUAUCUUUGUCAAGAAUGUUCUGCCACCUACUGUUAAGAAUAAGUUUCAAACCUUUUUUAAUAUUAAAGAUCUCGUGUAUAUGAUGAGAUUAUUUGCAACUUUGUUUAGCUGCUAUGAUGUCUGCAAUAUAUGAAGAAAACAAAGAUGAGGAUGGGUUUUUGUACAUGACGUACAGUGGGGAGAAUACGUUUGGAUUGUUUUGAAGUGCAUGCUAUGGAAAAAGGUUGAUGAUUGAUGUGAUGUGAAUAUGGUGAUUUGGGCAACAUGAAUAUGUACAUUCUUACUCUAUUAUGGUUAUUUGGAUAUUUUUCUAUUAGCUUCAGACCUAUGUCUUCUCUUUGCUUUUUCCUUGAUUUGACAAAUUGAAAUGCUUUUACGUUUUAUGUUGGAAGUUGGAAUUAGUUGAUGGUGAUGUGAAUGAAUGGUGUUUGCUUAGUGUUAA
Molecule: messenger RNA, 877 nt
Organism: Lactuca sativa (garden lettuce)
Lineage: Eukaryota; Viridiplantae; Streptophyta; Magnoliopsida; Asterales; Asteraceae
Product: autophagy-related protein 8C-like
Source: RefSeq, a predicted model, not a curated record